GGCAUCUUCAUUGCUUCAACUCCAUCAAUCUCCCUCUUCUCCUCCCUUUCCCUUCCUUCAUCCCUUCGUUCCAUUCCCCUCUUCCUUCUCUCUCUCCUCUUCUCUUCUCUUCUCCUGCGUCGCUCCGCGUCAUCGUCGGCCCAGACGUCCGGACGAACGCCUCGACUCCAGCUCUCGGUUCCCCCGCAUCAAUCCAGCUUGCACUCUCCACUCCUCUUUCAGCCGCCCCCGCCACACUUCCUCUCUGUGUCCCUUCUCUGUCUUGUCUCUGUCUCGACGGAGUAUCUCUCUCAUAUCCUCAUUCUCUCUCGGCUCAAAACAUCUAUGCUGGAUGUCUUCCCACUGUCGCCCUUGCCUUCCCCUUCGCGCUUAGGCCGUUCGUCCGUCGCGCUCGCUGCACACCAGCAGUCCAUCCUGCUGCGCUCAAUUUGUCUUUGCUGGAUCUGGCUGGGAUAAUCGUCUGCCGUGGACUGUCACUGUCCAUCAUAUGCUAUCCUCCUGCACCGCUCGAGAGUGCUGCGAAAACUACUGCCCAGAAAAAAAUUUUUUUUUGUUUUUUUUUUUCCCUUGACCUCGGCCCGGCAAACGCUUCACACCCGUCGCGCGACGUCUUUCUCUCCCUACUGUACGACUGGAUACUCUCGCAAUCUCCAAAAUGCACGCCGAGAUAACAGUAGAAUCCAAGGAUACCCCUCAUACCCCAUCUGCCGAUGCCAGCGGCGAAAGCACCAAGUCAGACCCUGUAACGAAUUCCGAACCGGCUGCUGUAAAGAGAAAACUCGACGACGAUGGCCAGAAGCCCUCAGCUGCUUCCAAUGCUAAGGAUGCCCCGAGGCCACGCAGGAAGAAGGCGAGAAGAGCUUGCUUCGCUUGUCAGCGAGCCCAUCUGACUUGCGGUAUGCUUUUUCACCCUCUCUUUCUUCCACAUCAACCCCUUCCCUGCCUACAUGCUGAUCUCUACAGGUGACGAGAGACCUUGCCAGCGUUGUAUCAAGCGUGGUCUUCAAAACGCCUGCCAGGAUGGUGUGCGCAAAAAGGCCAAAUAUCUUCAUGAUGCCCCCGACGGUGCCUUGAUUCCUGGCGUCGGCGGCAACUUCUACAACAGCAACAGCAACAAUGGCAAUGGCGCCGUCCAGCAGCAGCAGCAGCAGCAAAACAACGGCGCGAGUUUCUAUGCGACACCCCAGUCAGGCUCCUACAACGUCUACCCGGAAACCUCCAUGGGUCAGAGCCCCUUCACGACCCAGUCGCCAGCUUCCCCUACGUACAACGUCAAGUCGGGUGCCGCGGGCCGGCAUCCCAGCCUGUCUUCUUCCACUGUCAGCCAGCAACCCACCGGAACCACCAGCCAGGCGCAGAACCCAUUCGCCGGAUCUCUCUUCGACCCCAGUGAUCCCGCUCUGUUCAACUUUGAUCUUUCCAGCAUGAACUUUGAGAAUCGCUAUGGUGCCCUCGAAUUCGGCAUGCUGGGCCACAUGGCUACCGGCGCCGGGGACUCCCCCAGCGAUUCCGCCACCCAACGCGGGUCAAUUGGUGGUGGUGGUGGUGGUGGUUCAAUCCCAUUCUCUACGGCAGCCGGCACAGGGUAUGGGGAUACCAGCAGUCCCGGAAACACCCAGCCGUUCAUGUUCGGCGCCGAUCCUCUGCUGAACGAUUGGCCCAACGGGCAAGCCUCGGGUCAGCACGUGAACGUCAACAGCAUGUACCAGAACAACAUCAUGACGGGGCCCAUGCCUGCAUCAAAACCUGAUGCGCCACAUGCUUUUGCCAUUGAAAGCGGCCCGGCCAGUUUCACCAGCCCCAGUUCGAUUUCCAGCCCCCAGGUAACGGCCAGUUUGGAGGACAACACGUUCAAUGCGAUGAGCAAUGGCAGCAAGUCGAACGGUCUCCCUGCCAACGGACAACGGUCCGUGGUUCCCGCUUCCGGUCUCAAACAACAGCACACGGGGGCGAAAAAGCGGCAUCGCAAUCCGUCGGCCAUCUACGAAAGCGUCAAGGAGCCGUAUCCGUACACCAGCGGCUUCCACAACCUGACCGCCUUUAUCCAGCACCGGUUCCCUCCGCAGAAGCGGCUGCAGAUUGCCAAGUCGCUGGCGUCUAUCCGUCCGUCUCUCAUCGCCACCAGCAAGACCCUGAACCGGGAUGACCUGAUCUUCAUGGAGAAGUGUUUCCAGCGGACGCUCUGGGAAUACGAGGACUUCAUCAACGCAUGCGGCACUCCGACACUCGUCCUGCGACGCACUGGAGAGGUUGCCGCGGUAGGCAAGGAGUUCAGCAUUCUCACGGGUUGGAAGAAAGAGGUGCUGCUGGGUAAGGAGCCCAAUCUGAACGUCAACACGGGUGGCUCUGGUCCUCAUCUGGGAGCGUUGUCCCGCGGCGCUUAUACGCAGCGGAAUACGUCGAUGGGAAACGGCAACCAUCGAACACAGCCUGUUUUCCUGGCGGAACUGCUGGACGACGAGAGCGUGGUGGAGUUCUACGAUGACUUUGCACGACUUGCCUUUGGCGAUUCCCGCGGCAGCGUCAUGACGACAUGCAAGCUCCUGAAGUACAAGACCAAGGAAGAAAUGGAGAUUGCGCAGGGCGAGGAUAGCCAGAAAUGGAACGGUCACUUGCGCAAGGGGGGGAUUGCCGGAGAGGCAGGGAUGAACCAGUUGGGGUCCAAGGACGGUAAGGUCGAAUGCGCAUACUGCUGGACGGUCAAGAGAGACGUGUUCGACAUACCGAUGUUGAUCGUGAUGAAUUUCUUACCAUGUAUUUGAUUCUGUUGUUGGCAGUAACUUUCUCAUGGAUCAGUUGGAUACCAAAGUCUUGUAAUCUGUUGUUACUUUUGCUUCAUACCCUUGGCAUCAUGAUGUAUGUUUUCUUCCUUUCUUGGUAUAUAUUGAGCCGUAUCAGCCUGACAAGGCAGUGAAUCUUGUCUAUUCUUUUUAUUUAUUAUUAUGAAAUGGAGCAUUGGACAUAGAAAAGAAAAAAGAAUGAAAGAAAAAGAACUGUAGCAGUACUGCACGUGACUAGAAGAACCCCGCCAAUGACAGACCCUGGA
Monascus purpureus is the source of this 3046-nucleotide messenger RNA. The record is from the annotation of a GenBank genome assembly. Lineage: Eukaryota; Fungi; Ascomycota; Eurotiomycetes; Eurotiales; Aspergillaceae.